Molecule: messenger RNA, 3425 nt
Organism: Venturia canescens
Lineage: Eukaryota; Metazoa; Arthropoda; Insecta; Hymenoptera; Ichneumonidae
Gene: Socs36E
Product: suppressor of cytokine signaling 5-like
Exons: 5
Coding region: 713-2326 (537 amino acids)
Biological process (GO): phosphatidylinositol phosphate biosynthetic process; intracellular signal transduction
Cellular component (GO): phosphatidylinositol 3-kinase complex
Molecular function (GO): 1-phosphatidylinositol-3-kinase regulator activity
Source: RefSeq, a predicted model, not a curated record
CAGUGAUAUAUAAACCCCAUGAACCCACCACCUCCACCCAACCAUCCAUUGUGUUUGUUCUAUGUCUCUUUCCCAUGCCUUCUUAUUAGCUGCUCCAAGAGAAAGAGAAGAGAAAACGGUGGUGACGAGGGAGUUGGCAAAAAUGGCUGUAACAUCACUCAUACCUGUUUUGAUAUUUUUCAACAUUGUUCCGAGAUAACUGUUGACCCGUGUCUAUAAUUGGUGACGAUUGUAUCAUAAAACGUUGUAAGUAAUUCGUGUUCGUAGAAAGAAAAACUAUAAAUAGUGUAAUAUCCCUAACGAAGAACUUCAAAACGACUCAAUGUUGAUAAGUGAACCGACUAGUGCUCCUGUCAAGACUUGUGCGGACUAGUUACGACAAGCAGAGGAGCAAAAGUCUGGAGCAUCAAUUUUAUCACGAUUCAUCGAAUUUUCGUCUUCAUUUCCACCCUUUCAAUUCUCAAAACCUUCAACGUUUGGAGUUUCAUUCAAUUUUUAACCUACGAGGAACGAAUUUAUGCUCGUACUAUGCAAACUCGUUGAAAAAUCGUCUGGAACAGAAAAGGAAAAGAAUUAGUAAUUUUGUUUAGUCCUUCGUUGAAUAUGGAUAAAGCAAACAACCAAUGAGAUAUUGUAAGGCGGUGAAGAAAUUUGGGACUAAAAUUAACAAGGAGAUUUUGGCUGGAUAAAAUGCCUGCAAUAUUAUUCAGUUAUGGGACAGCAUUUAGCUAGUUUCAGAGAAUUCUUUAGAAUGGAUGGGGAAAGGCUGAACGCGGAUUUAUACACGGAUGGGCAACAGCAGCAAUCCCAGUUUAAUAUGUUGGAGCGUGAAGUACCGGAUAACGAAAGGCUUUAUAACGAAAAUAACGGCAACGAAACAACUCAGAAUAUAAAUAAGGAGAGUAACAACGAAGCUAAGUUUAAUGGGAAUGUGGUAGAUAACGAAGAGUCUAAUUUAUCACUCGAUAAUCAUAAUUCGAGAUUCGAAUCGAUUUAUAGCCAAGCUAUUGAUCAAGUUCAAGAGUCAACACAGGAUUGCAGUAAUGGGAAUUUUGUAAGUCCAGCUUUGGUUGCUAACAGCGAAGGAGAUUUCAAACAACACGAAGGCUGCUCCGGUAGCUCUUCCAGCAGUAACAGUAGCAGUAGCUCCGAGGACAGCCCUGUUAAUCCUCCCUUAAGGCGCACCUCAAAAACUCUUUCCUUUGGCAAGCAAAAGAUUAAACAGCGAAACAAGGAUCAAAGCACAGUGUGCAAUCAUGUCCUAUCCACUAAGAAGAAACGUAGCAAUUGGGUCCUGAAAUUCAAUUGUGCCAAGAGCAAAGGAUCGAAAAAUAUUGAUAUACCGGAUCAACCCAACAAUAGCACUGAGUGCGUUUGCACUGGUUACAGACGCACCGAAGAACAUCCCAUGGGAGCUGGUGUUGUUUUUAAUAAUCGAUCAGCUCCUCAGAGCCCUGUUUUUGGACCCCUCCCACCCAGUCCUGUCAUUGAUUUGUCACGCUUCAACCCAGCUGAAUUCCCAAUGGAGGACUGCGAUGCGAGGGCAAGACUCCAGAGAGCUCGAGAGAUGGAAGAAGGUGUGGAGCCUCCGCCUGGAUACAGACCUAAUUAUCCAACAGGGAUUCAAGUACAUCCCAAUGGUAUCACCGUCGAUAGCCUCGCAGCCCUCUUCCAAGCGCAUGCUGGAAUACACGCUGCCGCUCUCACUGCUUUAUCACAAAUCGACUUUACUUUGGUCCCGAAUGUAGAAAGACAAGCGCAUACACAGGUCGACUACGUGCACUGCCUAGUACCAGAUUUACGUUCGAUAACGGCCUGCUCGUUUUAUUGGGGUAAGAUGGACCGAUACGAGGCCGAACGGUUGCUCGAGGGUAAACCAGAGGGUACCUUUUUAUUACGAGAUUCCGCACAAGAAGAAUUUCUAUUUUCCGUCAGUUUUCGGAAGUACGAACGUUCGUUACAUGCCAGAAUCGAACAGUGGAAUCACAAAUUCAGCUUCGACGCUCAUGAUCCCGGUGUUUAUGCUUCGGAAACGGUUUGCGGUUUGAUCGAACAUUACAAGGAUCCCUCUUGCUGUAUGUUUUUCGAGCCAAUGUUGACGAUACCCCUGCACCGUAACUUCGCAUUCCCGUUGCAACAUUUGUGCCGAGCAGUAAUAACAACCAGAACAACUUACGAUGGGAUAAACAAACUCCAGUUGCCAAAGACACUUAAGAGCUAUCUCAAGGAGUAUCAUUACAAGCAGAGAGUGCGUGUGCGAAGAUUAGACACCGAGAAUAACGUAAUGUUGGAUAGCCGAUCCAUAUCAUACUUACCACUGAUUUAGGGUUGUCCCCCUCCCCCCCUCAAUUUUAAUCUUCCUUUUUUCUCAACAUGUUUUCACAUGGCUAUAUAUUAAUUUCAUUCAAAACAAUAUUGACUAUUUAUAUACCUAAGAGUCUGGUACAACAAUAAUUCAAUUGUUUCACAUUAUUCAGACGCACACUAGAAUUAAAAAUUAAACGAAGAAAUAGCGUAACUCCGCGAGAACAAAUAUUUUCCUUGUAUACUCAUUUCAUCGCAUCAGAAAACCCAAACAGCGUAGCGUACACGAUUUAGCGAACAUUAUAUUAUAAAGUUACUGUUAUUAUAAUUAUUAUUAUAUUUAUAAAACGUACGGAUCUAGGAUCAAAGUACUAUCUUGUUUUACGCGUAGAGAAGACCUGAAAAUUUUAAUUGACUUAAUCGAUGAUCGUGGGUCUAGAGAUAAGUGCGUCUUACACUGUCAGACAGUAUUGAAAUUGAAAAAAGAGAAUGAACACAGAAAAAAGGGAAAUUUUUAAUGAACAAGGUGAGAAUUGCGGAUAUUUUUGGCCCUGCAAUUAAGAAAUUUCCUCCGUCAUUAAAAAAAAAAAACACUUUAAGUUCGAAACCAACCGAUCGCAGCAUCUUCCCGAGACGUUUUUCAACGACGUUAAAUUCGUCUUAAUUACUCCUAAUGUGCCUAUUUCUAUUACCAGUAAAAAUCAAUGUACGAAAUGUAUGUGUCGGUCUUCAUCGUUACGUGACUGGUUUUUAACAGCAAUUUGAAAAUGUACUGUUAAUACGUUACGUACGUGGGUCGGAUGGAACUAAAAGGAAAACGAACGAGAAAAAAGAAAUAGAAAUACCAAAACAUCGUGCGGAAUUUUUAAGCGCUGUAAACGAUUUUGUAUUGGUCGAUAAUCGAUACUGCAGAUCGUAGAUUUUUCUAUCAUCGAAAAUAAAAUUUAUUUUUGGUUUGAUGAAAGAUGUGACAUUGGCAGUUAAUUAGGCCAGAUUAAAAAAAAAAAAAAGAAACUAAAAACGAAUUAUAAGAAAUCGAAAUUGUUAAUACUUAUUGGUUUUAUCGUUGAUUUGGUACAUAUUAUGCAUAUUAUACAUAAAUAAAGAUUCAAUAUUUAUUA